CCACCACGAACGUGCGAACGACAACAAAAUGGUACCACAUUACCUGCUUGUUUUGACCUUGGCAGUAGCCGUCAGCGCACGGACGGCAUCAACAAAUCAAAACAAAGUUGAACAAGCCAGGAGUUCGGAGGACACUGUUUUAGGAGAUUUAAAAAUCGCUUACGACACAUACAAAGACUGCAGCGGCAGCGAUAUCACCCACUGUCUUAAACUUAAGCUGGCCAAAGCAUUGAACAGGAUAUCUAAAAGCGACGAAAUCGACCUCUUAGGUGGAGUGACAAUUACCAAAAAUAAAGAUGCAGUCCAAAAAGUGGAAUAUGAAGAAGCGAUUCCGAGAGGUCUUGACGAGGGCUCAUUGGACAGCCUCAUCUUUGACAAAAUCGUUGGAUUCAUGCAAACUCAUACAGUCCAGGUCAAGUUCCCGAGCGGCUCAGAUUUGCAACGCGCGUUUGCUGAAGAUCGUGCCAGAAGGAAGAAGUUGGCCCCGCUCCUCGCUAUCCCCCUUCUAAUCGGGGGUAUGAUGGUACCAUUGGCCUUCGGAGCCCUAGCACUCUUAGCUGGAAAAGCCCUGAUUGUGUCCAAACUGGCUCUGGUGCUUGCCGGUAUCAUUGGUUUGAAGAAACUCCUCUCAUCGAACGGCACCGGCGAAGCCCAUGAAGUAGUAGUUUCAGCUGGACAUGGAGGAGCUGGGUGGAGCAGGUCCCUCGAAAACGCCCAAGACCUUGCAUACAACGCUUACACCCAAUAAGCAGCCUUAUCAAGCAAAUUAAAUUAUUUAAAAGAUUUAAGAAAAACUACCUUAUAAACCUUAGGAUAUACGUAGUACGCAGACCCGCCAACAUAAGUAAAAAUGAAAGUAAUUCUUUGAUAUUGAACGGACGAGUCGUUAGAAAUGAUCAAUAAAUAAAGACUCACGUCUGGGUUCAAAGAAUGACUUUUAGUUUUAAAAAAUUAUAUAAAAAUAAUCAUUUUACAUUAAAUAAAACAUCUAGUGAAAAAAAAAAUACAUAUUUAUAAGUACAAUACGAUUUAAUAAUUAUUGGAAUUUAUUAUUUAUACUUAUUUAAACGGAUAUAACUAACUGACAAGCGGCAUACAACGGACAACGAUCACGCAAAUUGACUAAUCGGUACUAUAUUUAUUAUUUUUCAUUAGAUUUUAAAAGUACCACAAUACUCUAACUUAUAAAAAUUAAUAUAAUAUAUAAUUAUGUAAUUUUGUAUAUAAAUUUUUAUAUAUAAAAGAGCGAGUCUUUGGAAUUUGCUUUAAUAAUUAAUAACUGUUAUAGUAUUUGUAAAAUAAUGUACAUAAAUC
Danaus plexippus (monarch butterfly) is the source of this 1314-nucleotide messenger RNA. RefSeq lists its product as uncharacterized. Lineage: Eukaryota; Metazoa; Arthropoda; Insecta; Lepidoptera; Nymphalidae. The transcript is spliced from 3 exons. The record is from RefSeq and is a predicted model, not a curated record. Bases 29 to 748 code for a protein of 239 amino acids.